This is a messenger RNA of Theobroma cacao (cacao), 946 nucleotides long. RefSeq names its product alpha carbonic anhydrase 4-like. Lineage: Eukaryota; Viridiplantae; Streptophyta; Magnoliopsida; Malvales; Malvaceae. Gene Ontology annotation, molecular function: zinc ion binding; carbonate dehydratase activity. The record is from RefSeq and is a predicted model, not a curated record. Gene Ontology annotation, biological process: one-carbon metabolic process.
AUGCAUACAGGAGAUGAAUUUAAUUACGAUGAAGGAUCAGGUAAGGGGCCCUCGAGGUGGGGUUCACUCAAACCGGAGUGGCAAACUUGCUCUACUGGAAACUUGCAGUCUCCUAUAGAUAUUCCUGUUGGAAGCGUUCUGCUUUCUCCUGCUUUGGGUGAUUUGCAAACUAGCUACGCAUCAAGCCCAGCUGUUUUAAAGAAUAGGGGGCAUGACAUUGCGGUAUUGUGGAAUGGAGAUGCUGGAAAAGUUAACAUAAACGGGACUGAUUAUAAGAUACUUCAAUGUCAUUGGCAUUCUCCCUCGGAGCACACAUUCGAUGGAACUAGGCAUGACUUGGAGAUUCACAUAGUUCAUCAGAACGCAAACAAUCAGAUUGCUGUUGUUUCAAUGGUUUUCCAAUUUGGGCAACCUGAUCCCUUCCUGUCUGCGCUGUUGUCCUCCAUAAAAACUGUUGGAGGGGGAGAGAAAGAACUGGGGAAUGUUAAUCCAGGCGAUAUUGGAUUUGUUGGUAGACAGUAUUUUCGAUACACUGGUUCGCUUUCCACUCCUCCAUGUACUGAGGGUGUUAUUUGGACAGUCUUCCAGCAGGUGAAGACUGCCUCAACCGAGCAAGUGCAGGCAUUGAAAGAUGCCCUCACUGAGCAAUUUAAGGAAAACUCAAGGCCAACUCAACCACUGGGUGGAAGACUAGUUUCGUUCUAUGAACCAGGGGAGACUGAUGCUUGACCUUAGCUCUAUCAAAAAUCAAAGGGAAACAUAUUUGCUUUAUCUCUCUUAUUCUAUUGUAACUAUUGUUGAUUGAUUUAAAUUCCUGAGUUAGAACGAAAACAUCAAUAAAUAAAUCAUACCUAUCGUUGUUGGUGGUCAUUGAUGGAAAACCAGAGCUAGUUGCCAUUGGUAAUAUCUCUUCUAUGGAAUCUGCAUAACAAAAAAUUUGGUUUGC